This is a messenger RNA of Podarcis muralis (Common wall lizard), 2843 nucleotides long. RefSeq names its product villin 1 (gene VIL1). Gene Ontology annotation, cellular component: actin cytoskeleton; cytoplasm; lamellipodium. Gene Ontology annotation, molecular function: actin filament binding; phosphatidylinositol-4,5-bisphosphate binding. Gene Ontology annotation, biological process: actin filament severing; regulation of lamellipodium morphogenesis; barbed-end actin filament capping. NCBI's taxonomy places the organism in Eukaryota, Metazoa, Chordata, Lepidosauria, Squamata, Lacertidae. The record is from RefSeq and is a predicted model, not a curated record.
GCUUCUCCCACACAGACUAGGGCAUAGCAACAGCAACCAGCAGCAAACUACAGAACCGAAUUAAUAAUUUGGGGGUAUUAAAAAUAUUUGGCAUCUGCUCCUGCAUCAGACACGAUUGCCCUUAUAUGGCGAAGGCAGGUGGCGAUGGCAUUCCGUGCCGAGGGAAGAAGGGUCCAAAGGUCACCCCGCUGCUUGCUCUGUUCAGGCACAGUCCGUCUCCAAGGUGCUGUGUGCCCACCAAACAGAGACCGCAGCAAAGAUCCCCCCACAAAACACUGACCAUCACCAUGUCAGCAGAACUUAGUGCCAAAGUGACCAGGACUCUGAACAAAACCACACCCGGACUCCAGAUAUGGAGAAUUGAGAAUAUGGAGAUGGUGCCUAUUCCACCAAAAACAUAUGGGAACUUCUACGAAGGAGAUGCUUAUAUCAUUCUCUCGACGCAUAAGACUGGGAACAACUUCACCUACGACGUCCACUUCUGGCUGGGCAGUUCAUCAUCUCAGGAUGAGCAGGGCUCAGCUGCCAUCUACACUACCCAGAUGGAUGACUACCUGGGAGGAGUAGCCGUACAGCAUCGUGAGGUCCAGGGCUACGAAAGUGACGCCUUCCGGAGCUACUUCAAACAGGGGCUAAUCUAUAAGAAGGGUGGAGUGGCUUCUGGCAUGAAGCACGUGGAGACCAACACGUACAAUGUACGACGCCUGCUGCACGUCAAGGGCAAGAAGAAUGUGAUGGCAGGAGAGGUGGAGCUGAGUUGGAGCAGUUUCAACUUGGGCGAUGUGUUUCUGCUAGACCUGGGGAAGCUCAUCAUCCAAUGGAACGGUCCAGAGAGCAACCGCCUGGAGCGACUGAAGGGGAUGACCCUAGCCAAGGACAUUCGUGACCGGGAGCGUGGGGGUCGAGCGCAGGUAGGUGUGGUGGAUGGGGAGGACGAAGCUGCAUCUCCUAUUCUCAUGAAGAUCAUGGAGUAUGUGCUGGGGGAGAAGAGGAACAUUCAGCCUGCCAUCCCAGAUGCCGUGGUGGACCAGAAGCUGAAAUCUUCUCUCAAGCUCUACCAAGUCUCUGAGAUAGAAGGGAACCUUCUUAUCCAAGAAGUUGCCAUCCAGCCCCUCACCCAGGACCUUCUCAAGAAUGAGGACUGCUUCAUCUUGGACCAAGGUGGUGUGAAGAUCUUUGUGUGGAAGGGUAGGAAUUCAAGCAAGGAGGAGAAGCGGCAAGCGAUGACACGGGCCCUGGGUUACAUCAAGGCAAAGAACUACCCACCCAGCACCAGCGUGGAGACUGAAAAUGACGGUUCUGAAUCUGCUGUCUUUAGGCAGCUCUUUCAGAAAUGGACUCUCCCCCAUCAAAGCACUGGCUUUGGCAAGACCAACACUGUUGGGAAAAUAGCCAAAGUAGAGCAAGUGAAGUUUGAUGCCACCACUCUCCAUGCCAAGCCGGAGAUGGCUGCCCUGCACAAGAUGGUGGAUGACGGCUCUGGAGAAGUACAGGUCUGGCGAAUUGAGGACUUGGAACUGGUACCAGUGGAGGGUCGCUGGCUUGGUCAUUUCUACAGCGGCGACUGCUACCUUAUCCUCUACAAGUAUCUAGUCUCCAGUAAAAUGCACUACAUGAUCUACAUUUGGCAGGGUCGCCACGCCAGCCCCGACGAGAUCACUGCCUCUGCUUACCAGGCUGUCAUUCUGGACCAACAGUAUAAUGGUGAACCUGUGCAGGUGCGAGUGACCAUGGGCAAGGAGCCUGCUCAUCUUAUGGCCAUCUUCAAGGGACGCAUGGUGGUGUAUUCGGGUGGUACCUCCCGAGCUGGCAGCACAGCUCCAGUGCCCACCAUCCGCCUUUUCCAGGUGCAUGGGACCAACGAGUUCAACACCAAGGCCUUUGAGGUGCCUCCCCGGGCCUCCUCCCUCAAUUCCAAUGAUGUCUUUAUCCUCAAGACUCAGAGUUGCUGCUACCUCUGGUAUGGGAAGGGUUGCAGUGGGGAUGAGAGGGAGAUGGCCAGGAGUGUGGCUGACCUGAUCUCCAAGACCGAGAAAGCAGUGAUCGCAGAAGGACAGGAGCCUGCGGAGUUCUGGAUUGCACUAGGCGGGAAGUCCCAAUACGCCAACAACAAAAGAUUACAGGAGGAAACAAUUGCCAUCACACCUCGGCUCUUUCAGUGCUCCAAUAAGACGGGGCGCUUCCUUGCCAUGGAGAUCACAAAUUUUACUCAAGAUGACUUGGAAGAAGAUGAUGUGUUCCUACUGGAUGCCUGGGACCAGGUUUACUUCUGGAUCGGUAAAGAUGCAAAUGAGGCCGAGAAGGAGGCAGCAGCCGUAACGGUGCAGGAGUACCUGCGAACUCACCCGGGUGGACGUGACCUUGACACUCCCAUUGUGAUUGUGAAGCAAGGCUAUGAGCCUCCGACAUUCACUGGCUGGUUCCUAGCAUGGGACCCCCUCAAAGGGACAGAGAAGAAAUCCUAUGAAGAGUUAAAAGCUGAACUGGUAAAUGAGGACAACCUUGGCCAGAUCACUUCUGAAAUCCUUGAUGCAAAAACAGUUUUCACUGCCAACACAACCUUGGGUAGUAUCUCAAUGUCAACCUACCCUCUGGAGAAAUUGAUGAAUGUGUCUGCAGAGGAACUACCCAGCGAUGUAAACCCCAGCAGGAAGGAGGACUACAUAUCAGAUGAAGAUUUUCUUGCUGUCUUUGGAAUGUCCCGACAAAACUUUGCUGCCCUUCCUCAAUGGAAGCAACAGACUCUCAAGAAGGAAAAAGGACUUUUCUAAAAAUGUAAACUUUCUGCUGUCAUUGACUCAAAGUGGAUAUUUUUACUUAAAAUAAAAAUAAUUCCAAGUUUG